CAAGUUUAUACAUUCAUUUCACUGAAAUACAUUUUCUUUUGUGUUUCUUUAGAGGCACUGAAAUACAGGUGUUCUAAAUUAUGUAAGAGCAAAAACAUUACUUUGAUUUCUAUGAAUACGCAUGGUCACUUUUACGGUUGAGUGAUUACAAAACAGUUGUAAAAAAUCUGAAAUACAAGAAGCUGUGGAUGGCAGUUUGUAAACAAACUCACUAUAGAAAGUAGGAUAGUUUAAUAUACGUGAAUCUGUAAAUCGUUCUUACCACACCAAACAGCAUGUCUAUGAGAAUUCAUCGUUUCUUCAGAUUUUCUACUCGUAAAUAUCACACAUCUAAUCUUCUUUCAAACAAAGAAGCAUCGACGAAUUUAGUUUAUGAUGCUAAAAGUAUCAUUGAAAAACAAUUACAAGCAUCGGUUCAAGUUCCAAAGAAGAAAAUCUGGCAUGAAAAGGCGGUCCUAGAAGCACUUGAAGGUAGCACUAAUCUAAUACAUCUUCCAAACCAUACCCUUGAAACACCAGAUUAUUGGCCUAAAGGAACAUUGUCGAAAAAAACGGACACAGCUGCUUUAAAGAGUGGUAAAGCAGCAGCAGAGUACAUAAUCCAAAACCACCCUGAAUAUUUCCAAGACGACUGGGAUGCAACCAAUGUUGAAACCUGGAUGAAAAACUUUGACGAGGAUUUGCCAGCUCUGGAGGAUGGAGCAAAGAGCAAAGACAAUGUGGAAAAAAAAGAAGAGAAAGUCUUCUCAGAUUCAGUAGACUCCUUAAAUGAAUUAUUGGAGUUGAAAAAGGUUGAAAAAUCUGGUGAAAUGUAUUUACGCCUUCACAAAACUUCUGUUGAAGUUCCAACAUCUACUACUAACCAGUUACUUGGCUUGCUAGCUUAUACCAGAUGCAGUACAGAUGAAUUAAAAUCGACUAAAAGGUGGCCAUCUACAACUUUGCACCAACAGCUCUGCUGGAAUCUGUUCGCCAUAACGUGGAAAUGACCAAAAAACUUUACAAGAUCAUACACACUGGACAUAACUUAAAACAUUUUGUCAACCAACAGACUCAAAACUUGUUUUUCACCCGAUACUUGGAAACCAUGGUUAAGUUUGACAGGAUUGAAACAGCUUGGGAAGCGGUGUCUACCGUCUGCCACGUGUACUCAUUACCUCCAACUAUGUUUAACGAGGGUUUGUUAAAAGCAGUGUUGCGAGAUGAAAAACCGGAAUAUAUUCCUCUCUUGUGCCCAAACUUAUCCAGGAAGAAGCAACUUGAGUUUAUGACUGUGUGUUUAAGUGCUGGUAAAAAGCUGAUUAAUCACGCCGAUAAAGAUACAAUCACACAGCUUAAGAACAUUGCGGAACACUGUAUGACCAUUGCUAACAAUGAGUCCAACACCCAACAGUUUAAUGAGUCGAUUAAUAUGUCCCUUCAUAUCAUUAUUUUAUCGGGUGAUAUCACUGCACUUCUCAAUGCAGUGGGAAUGGUUCUGCAAAACUAUAAAUCAGCCAUUAUCAGUUCAGAAACUAUGACAAUGUGUGAGGAAUUUUCAACAAAAGAAGGCAACGCUGCGUUAAUUAAAAAAAUUCGCCAGCUUCGUAAAUUCUAUGAAACCCAGGAUGAAACAAAUGCAGGAGCUAAACGAGAAAUUAAGAAAAAGUGAAUUUAGUAUUUUGAUAAAUAUGUUCCAAUAAAUAACAAAACAAUCUUGGUUGAACUACAGUUCCCAAAAAAAAAGUUGCU
Molecule: messenger RNA, 1731 nt
Organism: Ciona intestinalis (vase tunicate)
Lineage: Eukaryota; Metazoa; Chordata; Ascidiacea; Phlebobranchia; Cionidae
Source: RefSeq, a predicted model, not a curated record